AGUUGUCCCUUUCGCACUCCAUAUUAAGGAAGUAAGCAGCCUUUUGGCUGAUUCAUGAUUGCCACAGCUUUGGGGGAGAAUGUGGCUGGUUGUGUGGCUUGUGGUCGCCCUGAGUGUUUCGGGCUCAUCAGGAGUUUGUCCGUGCAAACAGGAGGAUCUCUGUAAACCGGUUCAACAACAACAUGAGUUUGAGGUUUUCGUGUUUGAUGUUGGAGGUAAAGAAUGGCAAUUUUAUGACUGGUCCAUGGUGACAACAGUUGCUACUUUUGGAAAAUAUGAUGCUGAGUUAAUGUGCUACGCUCAUUCCAAAGGGGCGAGAGUUGUAUUGAAAGGUGAUGUACCCCUCUCAGAUAUUGUGGAUGCUGCCAAAAGGAAAGCUUGGAUCACAGAAAAAGUCAAUUUGGCUAAAAGCCAGUUCAUGGAUGGGAUAAACCUUGACAUUGAGCAGGCUGUAAAUGAGUCAACCCCUGAGUACUAUGCUUUGACAGCCCUUGUCAAUGAGACAGCAGACAUGUUCCAUAGAGAAAUUCCCGGCUCUCAGGUAUCAUUUGAUGUGGCUUGGUCACCCAAGUGCAUUGAUGGGCGCUGCUAUGACUAUAAAGCGAUUGCAGAUUCCUGCGACCUGGUAUUUGUCAUGUCUUAUGAUGAACAGAGUCAGAUAUGGGGGAACUGCAUUGCAACAGCAAAUGCACCUUUAAAUCAAACACUGACAGGAUAUAAUCACUACCUGGAGAUGAAGAUAGAUGCAAAAAAACUGGUUAUGGGAGUUCCAUGGUAUGGGUACGACUAUGUGUGCCUGAACUUGUCCGAGGCAGAUGUCUGUACAAUAUCUAAAGUGCCUUUUAGAGGAGCUCCUUGCAGUGAUGCAGCUGGAAAGCAAAUUCGUUAUAGCUACAUAAUGAAACAAAUUAAUAGCUCCAUGUCUGGAACACUAUGGGAUGACCGUCAACAAGCUCCUUUUUACAAUUACAAGGAUAGCAAGGGUAACAUCCAUCAGGUGUGGUAUGACGAUCCACAGAGCAUUAUACAGAAGGCUGCCUACGUAAAACAGAAUAGUUUGAGAGGGAUUGGCAUGUGGAAUGGAAACUGCCUUGACUACAGCGAUGACCCUGUCGCCCAGGAGCAAAGUGCUGAAAUGUGGCGUGUGCUUAUUCAAAUGUAAAAUUCUGUGUUUGACAGUCUCUCUUUUCUCCUAUCCAGACGACUGUUUGUCCCAGAUCAAAUAAAAGACAUCUUGUAAAACUCAA
This is a messenger RNA of Silurus meridionalis, 1247 nucleotides long. It is a transcript of the gene ctbs, whose product is annotated as chitobiase, di-N-acetyl-. The transcript is spliced from 7 exons. The record is from RefSeq and is a predicted model, not a curated record. Gene Ontology annotation, cellular component: extracellular region. Lineage: Eukaryota; Metazoa; Chordata; Actinopteri; Siluriformes; Siluridae. The coding region runs from base 80 to 1162 and encodes 360 amino acids. Gene Ontology annotation, molecular function: chitinase activity; chitin binding. Gene Ontology annotation, biological process: carbohydrate metabolic process; chitin catabolic process.